Molecule: messenger RNA, 4677 nt
Organism: Symbiodinium sp. CCMP2592
Lineage: Eukaryota; Dinophyceae; Suessiales; Symbiodiniaceae
Source: the annotation of a GenBank genome assembly
AUGGGGGCGCCCUCACCUGGCGAAACUUCGGACACAGAGAGGCCUCGAUCGGAAAGCCGCUCUGAUGGUACCGUCAGCCCUCAGUGGCACAGUGCGCAGAGCAAUAAUAGCGACAAGAAUGUGGAGCGCAGCAGCUCAAACCAUCGCCCGCGAACUCAAAGUGCCCGGAUGGUCGGCGACUUUAUCCGGGCUGGUUCCCAGGAGUUGUCGCGAGAGAUCGGCUACGUGGAGGGGAGGAUGACCCUUCUGAUGAGCAGCAAGCACGUGAUGCACCUCAUGGCGGUCAUCGUCCUCAUUGACGCAUACUGCAACUGUGCGGAUAUCGAUGCACGGGCUGAGGGGAGCACGGCGGACACAGCCAUCGUCGUCAUCUCCAACACCUGCCUGGUGCUCUACACUGUGGAGCUGGUUGUCAUGGGCAUCCUCAAGGGCAAAGGCUACUUUAAGGAUGGCUUUGUUCUGCUAGAUCUUUUUGUGGUCAUCUGUGGCUACACCGAGCUAAUCCUCAGUGCUGCAGACCCGGGCAAUGCCUUCAGCAGCGUUGGCGUGCUCCGUGUCUUGCGGCUGGUUCGUAUCAUACGGCUGCUGAGACUGCUCAGGAGGACCCGAGCCCUCCGAGAGCUCCAGAAGCUCGUCAUCAUGAUGUCCACCUGCCUUAAAGCUUUACUUUGGUCCUUCGUCUUCUGUUUCGUCAUCAUGACGAUCUGGGCCAUGUUAAUGGUAGAAUUAGUCCAGCCCCUAGUGAAUCAAAUGGGCCCAGGCCAAUUCGGCGAUUGCGCUGACUGCGUGGAUGCUAUGUCGUCCGUAAUGCUGGCAAACCUGCUGCUGUUCAAAACAGUCAUUGCAGGGGACAGCUGGGGCCAGAUUGCAGUGCCGGUGAUCACAGCUUACCCAGCGACAGCCAUCAUCUUCGUCGGCUCCCUGUUGACACUGGUGUUUGGGGUUCUGAACCUCAUCGUCGCGGUUGUCGUCGAUACCUUUGCAGACGCGCGCGAUCGGGAUAUCCUGAAUCUGGCAGAGGAGAUGGAGCAGGAUGUUGAAGCUGACAAGAAGUUUUUGGAAAAGAUGUUCAACAGAAUAGACAAGGAGGGAAGCGGCCAGUUGUCACUGGAACAGCUCAUAGAAGGAGCGAGGAAGGAUGCCGAGUUCCAGAGUCGCUUGCGUGUCAUGGACAUCGACGAGGUGGAUCUGCAACAGCUCUUUGACAUGAUCGACACCGACGGCUCUGGAACUAUCGAAGCACCAGAGUUUAUCAGGCCAUUGAGCCGAUGGGUCCACGACUCGAAGACGGCACCACGCUUCAUCAAGUACAACCUCAUGCGGACGAUGCAUCAGCAAGAUGACAUCAUCCAUCAGCAGCUUGAGGAUCGCGAGUUCCUUCAUGAACAGUUUGGCAAGAUGACAGAGCGAAUAGACCGGCUGUGCCAAGCCUUGAUCGAAGGAGACUCCUCUCCUUUGCGCAUGCGUGCCGCGCUUGGCACCACCUUCGAGACCUCCUCGAUGUGCAGUGUGCACACGACGCAGGAUUUCGACGGCAGCAAGAGGGAGAGCAUGGAACGGGAGAUUGUGGAGCAGCCGCACUUGUCGAAGAGGGUGCUCUUGAGCAAAACCUUGGCCGACGCCGAGGGAAGUGUGAAGCUGGCGAUGGAAAGACUGGAGCAGCUCGUCCUGUCCGCCGCAGAGGGAGCCCUAAAGCAGUCUACAGCCGUUCUCGAGACGUUGUUUCUGGAGGCCCAGUGUGGGCACACUGGGCCAGGUGGGGCGAAGCAGCAGACGGAGGCGCAGGUUGUCAUUCCCGUGGCUGGCCCUGUCGCCCACACGCGCAUCACUAUCGAGGACGUCAAGGGGUUCCGUGACUUUGCAGGUCCCAUCGGUUGGACGGACCUUUGGGUGCGUGAAGGGACGCGGUCUGUAUCUUCCGAUGGCUGGGUAAGCCUGAUUGCAUUAGCCCGUAUUGCUCUCCGGAAGGAACCUGUAGCGAUGUCGAAAGUCGUUUGGUGCAUGGCUGCGCUGGCUUUCCUCACGCUUCUGCAUGUUACGCUGAUAUCAACAACCGUGCUACAGCUCGGGAGUACGAAUCCUGUCAUGGUGGAGGUGGGUGCUGCGGUCGUCGCACAGUUGGCAAGAAACAACGGAGCUCAGGACUUGCCUCUGGUAUUCAGCAUGCUUCCACUUCGACAGCGAGCCAUGCCGUGCAUUGUUCUCCCGAUCACCUUUCCCUCCCAGGUCCAUGCGAUCAGGUUCUAUCGGGCCGUGAUAGACGCUGCCGGCUUGACUACGACUGCAACCUCGGCAGCUGGACUGGAGCGACGGGCUUGGGAGGGCGCUUGUGUGCUGGCCGAGCAGGAAGCCUGCGAGCUAGAAGCACUGGGCCAACCAGCCAAAGCCGAAGUCUGGCGCCGGUCUGUUCGUAUUGUGGGCACAGCCAGGCGAAACAUCGCCCACUUUGGUACUUCGUUUCGCAUGGAAGAUGUGCAGCGGCAUCGUGUGUUGCCAGCCACAUCCUUGCGCCAGACGACUCUUGCUGCUGUGCCAGCAAAUGGCUCUGUGUCGGAGCGGUCACGUGAUGCUGUCGGGGAAGAUCCUUGUGCAGAGAUUUUGGAAGUCUUCUUCAUGCUCUCUGAUGGCCAAACGCCGUGGUUGUCAGCGGAGACUGUGCAGCAGCAUCUUCGGCCAAAUGUCGUGGAUGUCUUCGAGGAGGCUGUCCCAGCUCUUGAGAGCCUGGGGAUCGUUCGACGGGCGGUAGACGGCCAACUACGUCUGGCGGCGUUGGGCAAAGAUCCCCCGGAACGAAUCGCCUUACAGAUUUUCGAGCAGAUACGAAAGGUUGACGGACGCGUGCUGGCCUUCUGCCUUCUUUCAGGCUUCGCACUAGGCCUGCUUUCCACUCUCCUCUGCAUCUUUGGUUGCCGGCGAUGUUUACUGGCGCUGCACGCAAGAUGCACCCUCCUUCGCUGUGUGGUGCUAAGUGGGCUGACCCUGGCGCUCUGUCUGGCCGGUGUGCUCAGCCUCAGUGAUGGCUGUCUUUCAGGUGGUGGCAACUGUCAUCUGCUGGCUGGAGUGCAGAAGCUUUGGAAGCAGGGCCACAGGACCUUGAUGCUUCUCCUGCUUUCCUUCGGCUUGGGGGCUUUCAGCGCGACUGUUUCGUCCUGUGCGGACCAGAGGGCAAAGCCCUACCUUCCUGUCACCGAGACCCAGGUGGAGUCUGAGGCGCGAGAAGCUGCAUCGGGCCGGUUGUGCACAUGUCAGUCUCGGCUGUGCAAGGUACGAAUGGGCGUCUUCACCUGCCUCGUGCUCUCGGUUGCCGCGACCCUGGCAUUUAGCCUCUACCGCGCCUACAGGGGGACCUGCCAGCUGGCAGCGGACCUCCAGGAUCUUCGAAUCAUCUACAUCACACGCGCGCAGCCCCGGAAGUACGGGACGCGCUUACAGGGCCAGUUGGAUACCUGGAUGAACGACAUCCCCAGGGAGGACCUCUUCGUGACGUCCUUCACUCUUGUAGCAGACAAAGAGCUCGCCAAGAGGGACAUGGAGUCCGUUCAUGAGUUCCGUUGCCCGGACAACCACGAUAUGGGUGUCUGCUGUGUCGAGGCCAACGCACUCAUCCAGAUGCAGAACCGUACUUUCGACUGGGUCUUCAUUGUGGAUGAUGACGUUUACGUGGUGGUCGACAACUUAAGGCGCGUGCUCGCCCGCCUUCAUCCCCGAUCGGAGCUGCAGACAGCGGCUUUGGGAUAUGGCAUCACAGGCUGUGUGACGAAGGGCCGUCCGUGUGGCUUUUGCGGUGGUGGUGGCUACGCCUUGAGUGCGAAGGCUGUCCAGGUGCUGCUUGGCGACGACACGGAGAAGUUCAUGCAUAGGUACAUGAACGACUGUCAGAGAACGCGCUACUGCGACGUCACCACAGAGUGUUUGGCUGAGCAGAAUGGCACCAAAGUCUUCAAGAUGCACGGCCUCCACCCCUGGAGGGUCGGAAACCCGAAGUGGAACUUGACAGCUUUGGAAGGCUUCUUCCAUACUCCCAGUGGCACGCUGGAGGAGUGCCCCAUCAGCUUCCACUACGUGCAAGAGUCGCAGACCAUGCGGGCAGCGCAUGAGUUGGCCAAGAGAUGGGUGCCCCCCUUCGGCAUGGCUUCAAGCCGAGCUGCGGAUGGCAACUGGUUUUGGGCUGAUAUCGAAAACGGUGGCGGAAAACUAUCGCCAGGGCAGCCACCUGAACUUGGAGUUCGUCGCGCAGGACCAGAAGCACCGGGAGAUCCGGAUGGGGAUCCGAAAGCCCCGGAGAUACGGCCGCUGCUUCGCGAGUAUCUGCAAAACAUGUGUAAGCACAUCAGCUUUCGCUUCCUCUGCGUCGUAUCCGUGAUGGCUGCGGUGGGUAGGGCCUCGCCCGAGAGCUGGAGGGAGGCAGUGCGAAGUGCAACGGAUGCUGACAAGUGCGACGCAACAUCGCAAAAGCUGAUUGAAGUCUCCAUAGACAGCGACAUGCUGCAGAAGACGGGCGAUCAUAUGUCUUUGAUUGCCUUGGCGGCAGACCUGCAGCAGCACCGUCGGUUGCCGGGUCUCUCGAAGGGCUUGUCUGACCUGCUGGAUCAGAAGGCCAAGGGAAUUGGCAGGUUGGCAGAGGCUACAAGGAAGGCGCAAAUGACUCAGAUGUUGACGAGGGCCCUGUUUAAGUAA